AAAUUGUAUUAUCCUUUGUCGUUAUUAUACUGCAUCUUUUAAUCAAUUCAUUUUUCUUAACACGCUGCUCAUUUUCUUGCAGGAGUUACCUUGCCAUAACGUCGUGGUAUUAAUAGAUUAGUUUACGAAAAUUGAAACGUUAAACAAUGAGUGCUUCAGAUAUGGAUUUUGACAAAAAGAAAUACAUUAAUAUGGAACCGGUACUUCAUCAAAUAAACCAGGAGUGUAUUUCCCUUUCAGAUAAAUUGGUAAAACGAAACAACGACAUAUUGAAACAGGUUGUUACUCUCAUUACGAAUAAAAUGAAAGAAAUCGAUCCCCUCUUUAAGUUGUUUUUUACAACGGUCUUUUAUGGUGGAAGUUAUUUUGAUGGAUUAAAGGUCGGUUCGCCAGAAGAAUAUGAUCUCGAUCUCCUUUUGGAACUGCCUAAGUUCAGUACACCGAAGGUAAAAACCAGCAAUAUUCCUGGCUUCAUGCACGUUCAGUUGGAAACAUUCGAAAAACUAGUCAAGCAGCCAGAAUUUGAAAAAUAUAAAUCAGAAAACGAAGGAAUGGUACAAGCCAGAAAUUUUCAUUUUCAAAACCACCAUAAUCGUAACAAAAAAUAUUACCCUAAUAAUUACAAAACAAAAUUACAUCUUACCAAAACUCAGAAACUUUUGAUAAAAUGGCUUAUUGAAACCCGAAAAGUGGACAAACGUGUGAUUCCUGACAUUAGAGCUUUAUUAAAAUUAGUUGAUGACCAGUUUUACCUUUUGACAUCAAAAGUUUCUCGUUGGUUUGAAGGAGUCAUUCAUAAAGCAUUACAAUGUUUUCCAAAAGAAGGCAAUGGUUAUAUCUUAAGUGUUUCGUACGGAAAACUUCUGGCAACUGUACAUAAAGAAGGACCAGCUUUUACUUUUAAAAUUACUGGUGCAGAUAUUAAAUUUGAUGUCGACUUUGUGCCUUGUUUUAUAUUUAAAAGAAGUUGGCCCGAAGGUGGAUAUAGAAGCAAUCCUUGUCCAGAUUUUUUUGUUGUUCCUAAACAACCUAAGCGGACAAUGGCCAAAGUAGAACGUUAUUGGAGACUUUCUUUUCAAGAACAGGAGAGGGUUUUAAUAAAUAACUAUCCAACACUCAAGCCAUCGCUAAGACUCCUAAAAAGGUUACGUGACGUACAGAACUACAGUUGUAUUGCCAGCUAUUAUAUAAAAACAAUAUUUUUAUGGGAAAUUAUACAAGGAAAUGCUGAUGACAUUUUUAGACAUUCCCUAAGCUACGCAUUUAUGAAAUUAUUGUUCAACCUGCUGGAGUGGAUGGGAGGUCAUAGAAGUACUCAAAAAAGGUCAUUAUCCUGUCAUAGGUCAAUAACAACAGUAGUUGGUACAAUGGCUUCAGUACGACAAUAUUUUGGGACAUGA
Agrilus planipennis (emerald ash borer) is the source of this 1400-nucleotide messenger RNA. RefSeq lists its product as uncharacterized. The record is from RefSeq and is a predicted model, not a curated record. The transcript has 9 exons. NCBI's taxonomy places the organism in Eukaryota, Metazoa, Arthropoda, Insecta, Coleoptera, Buprestidae. The coding region runs from base 147 to 1400 and encodes 417 amino acids.